Penicillium cataractarum is the source of this 5799-nucleotide messenger RNA. It is a transcript of the gene sec16, whose product is annotated as COPII coat assembly protein SEC16. The coding region runs from base 1 to 5799 and encodes 1932 amino acids. The transcript is spliced from 4 exons. Gene Ontology annotation, cellular component: endoplasmic reticulum exit site; ER to Golgi transport vesicle membrane. The record is from RefSeq and is a predicted model, not a curated record. Gene Ontology annotation, biological process: Golgi organization; COPII vesicle coat assembly; autophagy. Lineage: Eukaryota; Fungi; Ascomycota; Eurotiomycetes; Eurotiales; Aspergillaceae.
AUGGCGCAGCAGACAUUGUUCUUGGACAAUGCGAACUCCUGGAAUCCCGCAUCAUGGCCAGAAGAUGAUUCGCCUUCUAAUGCGGCGGCCUCUACGGAAGGUGGUUUGGCCGACCUCCUGGCCGCAGCAAGUCCGAAACAAACUCGAGCUUCCGAUACGAAAUCGCCUCUAAGCGACGACGAUUUCUCUGCAUGGAACGUCUCAAGUGAGACUGGCAAUAAUCUAGUUCGGGUCGAAGAUGCGAAUGGGAUGACUCCCAAGGUGGAUGAUACCCCGGUCGAGGAAAGUCUCGAAGUCAGGGACGUCGAGAACGUGAACAGUUCGACGACCCACGAUCUCGAAGAUACAGUGACCCCUACGGAAUAUACAACUCAACCCGAAUCAUCCGAUGUACCAUCCACAGAUGAGCAGUCUGCACCAGCGUUCCCGUCCUCCUCUGAACCCACCGCCGCCCCGACCGAACCCGUACUCUCGCCAGCCGAUGCCCAAGAUUCCCUAUCGAGCAAGCAUGUCCAGUUUAUGACCGACCACGAGUCCUCCAUUCUGGCCGAGUUGGAGAAGGAUGAAGACAACACUCUGACUACCCAAGUGGCUGAGCCGACCGAUCCACAAGGCUUGAUUGCCGAGCCGGCUGCUGUUAUUCAACCUGCGCGCUCUCAAGCCGAUCAACCUCCUGUCCGGUCUGUCGAAAUUGCGUCAUUUGAGGAGCAACCGGAACAGCUGCAAGCCGACCAACCUCAUACAGAGCAGUUACCCACACCCCGAGCCGAAGUGGAGCUUGUUGUUCCCGAAGAGCCGAUUUCGACAUCCCUUACACCAGGAAACGAUCGUCAUUUAGAGGCCGAGUCGCCUGCGCAAGAGUCAAGCCAGAAUGAUGCCAAUCCUUGGAGCAUGGAAGCGCACCACGAUGUGGAUUCAGAUGGGGAUGACUUCUUCAACCAAUUAAAGACUCAAACCAAGCCCAUCUUCGCACCCCCCGAGGCUGAGUCCCGGUUUGAAGAAGGAGUACCGCUGUUGGAUGAAGAGAGCCCGAAAUCGCCAGUGCGCGAGGAACACCUGGCAAACCAUAUUGCGGACCCCUUUGCCAAUGACGAAAACGACGGGGAUGACUUUUUCAGCUCGUCUCACAAAGCUGAAAUGAGUGAUGACUUUUCUUCCCCGUAUAUUACCCGCAAGAGUACGUCUCAGGUCAUGGAAUCAGUUGGGUUCAACAUCGACUCUCCUACUAGCGAUACGUCGGCUGCUGCCCAAUUUGAUGAUCUGAAAGCUGCCGCUACGUCUGAACCCGUAGAGUCUGCGGUUCAGGCGGAAGUAGCCGCAGAGCCUUCGGAAGACGAUCUCGCUGCACGAUGGGAAGCGGAAUUGAGUGAUACAGGCGAGGAUGAGUUGGCUGCUAGAUGGGAGGCCGCGCUCGACCUGGAUGACGACGAUAUGCUCUUGGAGGAUGAUACAACUACACUUGUAUCAGCUCAGCCCCAAGCUGCUACACCGGGAGAGCAAUAUGUUCCUCAGACCGUGACACCAUCGGCCGUAAACUCUGGUCCCACUGGCUUGAAUAGUCCGUUCGAGACCCCCAACAGUCAGACGCAGCCUCGGCCUAUUCCCGGCAUAUAUACGCCACAUCAACCUACAACUGCGGACCUUAUUGGAGGCAUCCCUUUACCUGGAGCACCCCCAGUGGCGAACACUGUGACCCCGCCAUACUUCGCCCAGAAGCCGUCGAAUCCCGUCCUGCCUCCUCGCGGGGAGAGCUUCGCAGAGCGAUCAAAAGAGGGCUAUAAAUCUCCAUACGACCUGCCAGACGACUUGUCUCGACCUAGACGGCCGGUGGCUACUCACAAGCCUGCUCCAUUGCCUGUGAGCAGUAUGCCUCCACCUCCACCACCCAGCAGUGGCACGCCCAAGUAUAGCGUACCCCCAGCUGCAACUGCUCCUCUCGCUGCUGCUGCGCCGGCGCCGGCAGCACCAUCUGGCCCAAAGAACUUUUACGAAGAGCUCCCCUUGCCGAUUCCAAAGUCUCGACCUGCCACGAGCUCGGGACGAUACUCCCCCAACCCCGCCGCGACCACGAAGACUGGUUCGUCCCCUGCUGGUCCCCCGCCCCCGCAAAACCCAUAUGCACCCACCGCACCUCUUGCUGCUUUGCCAGCCAAUGUGCCGUCCCAGCCUUCCCUGCAGCCACCAGAGCGUUUGGACCCAUAUGCUGUGCCCUCGCUGUUGGCAUCGAGCGCCCCAGCUGGUCCGCCUGCUGCAUCCCGGUAUUCCCCUCAGCCUCCUGGCUUGCAGCCAUCGGCGAAGCCACCUUCAAUGCCUCGAUAUUCACCCGCACCUCUUCCUUCGGGGCCGGCUGCGCGUAAUCGCUAUGCUUCUCAGCCUUUGGCCGUUCCUGGCCAUGUCAACAAUUUGCCGUUCCAGCCUCGUACCUCCAGUCCUCUGGCUUAUCAUGAAAAGGCUUCGUAUCAACCCGAUGAGGCUCAGGCUCAACAACCGCAGCCCCCCUCGCUGCAGCCAUCGGUUGAUCUUUCUCCACCACGUGCGCAGCGGCCUAGCAUUGAUCAAGGCUCUCCUUACGCUCCCCAAAUGUCAAAUGGUAUUGGCAGCCUUGAUGGUGCAACCCCCCGGCUGCCCCACGACAGACUCCCCCGCCGACCAAGAAUCGCUAUGCACCACCGGAUAGCGGGGGUCGCGCCACCGUCAUCCCAUCAUGCGACCGAGUCGCAGCCUGCUCCUCCUCGCCGAUCCCAUACGUCCUCGCCGGGUCAACAAAUGACGAGCCCCCGCGCUGCUGUGCCUCCACUUACAACUUUACCGCGCCCGGCGUCUGUACACGGCUCAGCUUCGCCUACCAAGACGACCAAUCCGUAUGCACCAGUCCAGCCUUCUAUCCAGGGUCGCGCUCGUGCUCUCUCUCAGCACCUGGAGUUUAUCGCACCCACCGACGGACAAGAACAGGACCCUCUUCAGCGAUGGAAAGGCGCCCCUAUCUUCAAGUUCGGCUUUGGUGGUGCGGUUGUCUCUUGCUUCCCCCAGCAGAUUCCCCGGUACUCUGUUGGCCAAGCCCUUCCAAUGAUCAAACCCAGUCCUGGCGAGCCCAAGCUCUCCCAGACCAGCCAAUGGGUUCCCACCCUGGAUACUAUUGUUCAGCAUCCUGGUUUGCUCAAGGCCAAGUCUAAGAAGAAGGAUGUGCUCGCCUGGCUGUCAAGCAAGAUUGCUGCUUUCGAAAAUGACAUGCCUCAAGGUUUUGACCAGUCCCAUCCCGACAUACAGAAGCGCCACGAGGAAAAGAUCCUCCUCUGGAAGGUUGUCAAAAUUCUAGUUGAGAAUGACGGCCAACUUGAGGGGUCGGCCGAGAUACAGAACUCUCUUCGUCAGGUAUUCGUGCCAAAUCUUCCAGAACUCGGUCCCGAUGGCUCCGUGAUCAGUCCCUUUGGAACUUCUCCCGGAUUUGCUUCCUUGGGGGCAUCAUCCCAGCCGGAUGGAGCCGCUGAUUCCCAGUGGAUGGAAGAGCUGCGGAAUCUUUUGCUCCUAGGUGAACGAGAAAAAGCCGUCUGGGCCGCCGUCGACCGCCGUCUAUGGGGACACGCAAUGAUUCUUGCAUCUACCAUGGAUCGGGCCAUUUGGAAGCAGGCUGUCCAAGAGUUUGUUCGACGUGAGAUCAAAUCCACAGCUGUCAACACCGAAUCACUUGCAGCCCUCUACGAAAUCUUCGCUGGAAACGUUGAGGAAAGCGUUGACGAGCUUGUACCUCCCUCCGCACGGGCUGGACAUCAACUCAUUAGCAUGAACGAUCGCCAUGGUUCCACAAAGAACGCGCUGGAUGGGUUGAAUAGCUGGAGAGACACCGUCGGGUUGGUGCUGAGCAAUCGAAGCUCGGAAGAUCAGCAGUCACUACUUGCUCUUGGUCGUUUACUGGCUUCUUAUGGCCGCGUGGAGGCAGCGCAUAUCUGCUUCAUUUUCUCCCGCAGCGCAGUCUUUGGUGGCGCCGAUGAUCCUCAAGCGAACAUUGUGCUCCUUGGUGCUGAUCACCAGCGUCUUCCUUGCUCUUUGAUGGAUGAGGACGCCAUUCUUCUCACUGAGAUCUACGAGUAUGCUACCUCCGUCCUGGCCAAUUCGCCGGUGGCCAACCUGCCAUAUCUCUUGGCCUUCAAGCUCGUCCACGCCAAGCAGCUUGCCGAUCGGGGGCGCAAGUCUGAGGCUCAGAUCUACUGUGAUGGCGUUGCCGCAUCGCUCAAAGCAACCACGCGACCAUCGCCUUACCACCAUCAACACUUGUUUGUUGAGGUUGAUGAGCUUUCUGCUCGACUUCGUCAAACCACCACCGAUGGUGGCUCUUGGAUCUCUAAGCCGAGCAUGGAGAAGGUAUCCGGAUCGAUGUGGGCUCGCUUUAACAGCUUUGUUGCUGGUGAUGAUAGCGAUGCGGUGUCGACAGGUUCUGGCAAAGCAGGCGAGAUUGGAGACUUUGGUCCCUUUGCCAACGUUGCAGGAACGCCAACUGUCAGCCGUUCCCCCUCCGUGUCUGACCUGUAUGGCUCAUAUCCCGGAGCAGCGGCGGCUCAACCCAUCCCUGCUCCUUCUGGCGGUUCCUCGAGAUACAUGCCGAACCAGUAUGCGCCAAAUGCAUCGCCUGAACAAUUCCGGGGACGAUCUUCAAUGGAUUCCCAGAGGUCUCCAUCGUUUGGUGGCGUUCCCUUUGGACAACGUCGGACCUCACAAGAAUACCCUGCUUCUCCAAUCGAGAGCUUUGCACCCAUAUAUGGCUCUCCUGGCGCUGUUUCAGGUUACCAGCCUACUCCGCCUCAGACAUCCUAUAUGCCCCUUGCUUCAGUCGAAGAGGAUUUGAAUACCCAAUCGCCUGCAGACGCGGUACCGCCUACCCAGCCAGUGCCUGCUGUUAAUGGUCUCUUCUAUCAGCAUCAUGGACAGCAAGAGCAGCAACAGCAUGAGGCCGAACAGACACCGGCUCCGGAAGCUUCGUCGUAUAUGCCACCGCCUACCAAUGCAUAUGCGCCGCCUUCGUAUGCUGCCCCUGACUUGACUCCUGCGUCAGAGGAAACGGAUCAACCAUCCGCAGUGGAUGAGGAGCCUGAGACUCGGAAGAAGAAGUCUUUCAUGGAUGACGAUGAUGAUGACGACCUUGCUGCUAGGGCCACUGCCAUGCAGAAGGCUGAGAACGACCGUAAGGCGGAUGAAGCGUUCAGAAAGGCUGCGGAAGAAGAUGCCAAGAGAGACGCCCAGCAAGCCCAGAAGAAGGGAUGGUUCGGUGGGUGGUUUGGAGGCGCCAAGAAGGAAGCUGAGAACCCGGGCGGCGGUCCCAUCAAGGCCAAGCUCGGCGAAGAAAAUUCCUUCUACUAUGAUAAGGACCUCAAGAAGUGGGUCAAUAAGAAGGACCCCAACUCUGCUGCUGCUGUUCGUGCUACGCCGCCUCCACCACGAGGUUCUGCCCCACCGAGUCGAGCUGCCAGCUCUGGCAGUAUGCCUCCUCUCGCUGGACCUCCCAUGUCCGGUGCAGGUAGCCGACCUCAGUCUUCUGCUAGCGAUAUGCCGCCUCCACCUCUUUCAUCCAGCCCUGCGUUGUCAGGACUUGGUGUGCCACCACCUCUCGGUAACAUGCCUCGUUCAGUCUCUACGGGUGCGGCUGUUCCAACACCGCCUGGUAGCUCAUCUGGCCCACCACGACCUGCGUCGUCUUUGACCCAUGCCAAUUCGAUUGAUGAUCUCCUCGGCGCUCCCACCGCGCGCAAGGGAAACACCGUCAAGGGCAAGAAGAAGGGCCGCUACGUCGAUGUGAUGGCUCAAUAA